AUGGCAUAUGCUACGACUACCUCCCCGGCCAUAGAUGCCGACCCACAAUCCAACUUAAAACUUGCGACCUCUCUCCCUCAACAACAUUCUCUACACCAUGUUGUCGGAUCCCUACCCUCUGGCCUUCCCCAGCCUUCCAUACCAUCCAUCACCUCGUCUCCGACAUCUACCCCUACCUCAUCCUUCCCUGCCCCCGACACACCUAAUGCUUUCACGCCUGCUGGAACUCCCUCACAACUUGCCAGCGAAGGGCUCCGUGGCCGAGUGAAUGGUUACACCUUGCCUACGCCAGGCCCACUCGAACUUGGCGAGUCGAUAAUGGCCAUCCCCGGAAGCACAAAUGCCGGCACUUUGAAUGAUGCUUCGUCCACCACCAAGGCGCCAGGCCUCAUGCGAAGAAUCUCAAGAGGUGCCGCCAACAAACUUACUCGCCGGAGGCAGUCGGCCAGCCAGAAUGACAAGCGGGACCGAAGCACCGGACCCAUCAUCAUACGCCGACGCAGUGACAGCAAAACUGGCCCUCAGCCUGUUCGAGACAGCGCCCUUGACUCGAGCAAUGAGGACGAAACCAGCGAAGCCUUGGAUAAUCUUGGCGCAUGGGGUGGCUCUGAGCCAUCCAGCCUUCGGAGCGAGAGCCGCAUGAACAUGGCUCGCGAGGCUGGUCCUAUGCCUGCCGUUGCCGUCGCACCCAAAGUGGAUUCUGCCGUGCAGCGAGGCACCGUCCUGACCAAGGUCACCAGGAAGCGCAGAAAGCAAGUGCGCUUUUUCCUAGAUCUAGAUGCUGCCAAGGUCUUCUGGGAUGUGUCGAACCCGGCCAAGCGCUUCUAUAUCGAUGAUAUCAAGGAAAUCCGCGUUGGCUCCGACGCCCGCAACUACCGGGAAGAACACCAGGUCCCAGAAGAUCUAGAGCGCCGCUGGUUCACCAUUGUCAUUGCGGAUUCUGACCGCUCCAAGGGCCGAACGGUCAAGACCUUGCAUCUUAUCGCUCCCAGUGACCGUAUCCUUGACCUGUGGAUCACCACUCUUGAGCACAUUUCCCGGUACAGAAUCGAUCUCAUGUCUGGUCUGGCAGGUUCCAGUCAGAGCGAGGCUGUUCUCCAGGCACACUGGCAGCGCGAGAUGUCGAGGCUGUACCCACAGGGACCUCCUCCAGCAGAGAAUCAAAGCCUUGACCUCGCCGCUGUGGAGAAGGUCUGCCGCAGCCUGCACAUCAACUGUUCCAAGAAUAUGCUUCGGGCACAGUUCACCAAAGCCGAUGCUGCCCGCAACGGGAAGUUGAAUUUCUCUGAAUUCAAGGAUUUCCUCCUGCGGCUAAAGGAACGAAAGGAUGUCAAAGAGAUCUUCAAGCUUCACACCGCAAACUCCAAGGAAGGCAUGACUCAGGCGGAGUUCUUGACCUUCCUUCGUGAUGUGCAGAAUGAGGACAUCGAGGCUGACCGCACGUACUGGACUGCAUUGUUUGACAAGUAUGUCCGACGGGCUUCGAAAUCUCGUACUCCGUCUGCAGAAGGAUCGGAACUUCCUCCGCCCAUGUCGCUGAUGAACCUGACUGCGUUCUCUUCCUUCUUGGCUUCGUCCGCCAAUGGAAUCUACGCGUCACGUGCGCCCCAGUCAAGAUUCGACCGGCCCCUCAAUGAGUACUUCAUCUCCAGCUCGCAUAACACCUAUCUCCUAGGCCGCCAGGUGGCUGGUGCCUCAAGCACCGAAGCCUAUGUCAGCGCGCUUCAGCAAGGAUGCCGUUGCCUGGAGAUCGACUGCUGGGAUGGCGCAGAUGGUCGGCCCAUUGUAUCCCACGGUCGGACUCUGACAACCAGCGUGCUGUUUGCUGAUUGCAUCACUGUCAUCAACCGGUAUGCUUUCAUCUCUUGUGACUUUCCCCUCAUUCUCUCACUCGAGGUGCACUGCAAUCCGGAACAACAGCUGGCAAUGGUCAAGAUCAUGAAGGAUGCAUUCAAGGAUCAGCUCAUCCUUGAGCCUUUGAUGACCAACUGCUACAUCCUGCCUUCGCCUGAAGAGCUCAAGGGUCGUAUUCUGGUCAAAGUCAAAACUUGCGACGAACCCGACUUUGAUCCUCGUCAGGACACCGUCAGUUCUGUUGGCACUCACGGCCGCAAGCGCAGUGCUAGUACGCCAUUCGUGCGGCCGACACUCGUAGAGGCUCACACCAUGCCUCUUCCCUCGCUUUCAAGCCCCCCUACCAUUGGACCUGUCGAUGGCAUCGGCCCUCUGAUCACUCAGGAUAGACGUUCCCUUACUGCCACCAGUAUGAGCAGUGCCACGGAUGACAGUGACAGCGCUCUGGUUUCUGUUCACACCGACAAGAAGAAGAAGCGGCGCCAGAAGAGCAAGAUCACAAAGCCUCUUUCUGACUUGGGCGUCUAUACCCGCGGCUACAAGUGGCGCAGCUUCUCCUCCCCAGAGAGCCGGCGAUACAAUCACAUUUACUCAUUUGCGGAAAGAUCUUUCGAGAAUAUCUGUCAAAAUCAUGAUAACAAGGUUGCGCUGGAAGCACACAACCGCAGGUACCUCACACGGGUCUACCCUUCCGGAUUCCGACUGCGUUCAUCCAACUUCGAUCCAAAUAAGUUCUGGCGUCGUGGAGUGCAAAUGGUAGCAUUGAACUGGCAGACUUACGACAUCGGCAUGCAAAUGAAUCAGGCUAUGUUUGCCGCUGGUACCGAUCGCACUGGCUACAUUCUCAAACCCGAGAGCCUUCGCCUUCCAGCAAUUGGCGAUGGAAACCAGAAGCGCAAGAUGGAGCGCAAACUGGUUCGAUUCUCCGUCAAUGUCGUCUCGGCGCAGCAGCUCCCUCGUCCGCGCACCAUCGGCCAGGAUGACAACAUCAAUCCAUACGUCGAGAUCGAGAUGUUCAGUGCUGACGAUCGCGGCCAGAGUUUCGUUCUCGGUGAGGGUGGCAUGGAUGCCUCUGCACGCAACGGUAUGUCCGGCAUCGGAUACCCGCACCGUCGCCGCACCAAGAUCGAACAAAGCAACGGCUACAGCCCGGUCUUCAACGAUAAGUUCAAGCUGUCCCUGGAAACCAAAUAUCCCGACCUCGUCUUUGUGCGAUGGACCGUCUGGAGUUCAAUGGACGGUCGCAGCGCAGGAAACAACAACAGCGUGCAGCUCGCAACUUUCACUGCCAAGCUCACCAGUCUUUCCCAAGGCUACCGCUACCUGCCUCUGUACGAUGCCAGUGGCGACCAGUACUUGUUCUCGACUCUCUUCUGCAAGAUCUCGAAGGAAGAUCCUGUCUCCGUCCAGCGUUUGGAUCUUGAAGAGCUCCGCGCUGAACGAAUGGGCAUCCUCCGCCAAAUCGGCCAGACUGUCUUCAAGCGCUCAUCGUCGGCAGAGCGCGAACGGGAAGCUCAGGACCGCAGUGAUCCUGUCAGCCCCGAAGACAGGGACAGCUCUCCCACUCUGACACCGACUGUGUCAACAACCUCGGCCUCAUCAUACAUACCAUGA
Messenger RNA from Penicillium bovifimosum, 3468 nucleotides. Its product is annotated as putative 1-phosphatidylinositol-4,5-bisphosphate phosphodiesterase Plc1. The transcript has a single exon. The coding region runs from base 1 to 3468 and encodes 1155 amino acids. Gene Ontology annotation, molecular function: calcium ion binding; phosphatidylinositol-4,5-bisphosphate phospholipase C activity. The record is from RefSeq and is a predicted model, not a curated record. Lineage: Eukaryota; Fungi; Ascomycota; Eurotiomycetes; Eurotiales; Aspergillaceae. Gene Ontology annotation, biological process: lipid metabolic process; phosphatidylinositol-mediated signaling.